This is a messenger RNA of Tilletiaria anomala UBC 951, 1899 nucleotides long. Its product is annotated as Per1-domain-containing protein. Gene Ontology annotation, molecular function: hydrolase activity, acting on ester bonds. The coding region runs from base 1 to 1899 and encodes 632 amino acids. The record is from RefSeq and is a predicted model, not a curated record. Gene Ontology annotation, biological process: GPI anchor biosynthetic process. NCBI's taxonomy places the organism in Eukaryota, Fungi, Basidiomycota, Exobasidiomycetes, Georgefischeriales, Tilletiariaceae. The transcript is spliced from 3 exons. Gene Ontology annotation, cellular component: endoplasmic reticulum membrane.
AUGCACGUCCCCGCCCAGCUCCCCACCUACGACCAGAAGCAGUGGGGGCGCGGGCGGCGGCGACUUCAAGGCAGCGACGAUGAAGACGGCGAUGGCGAUGGCCAGCAGGCCGUGCAUCUUUGCCCAUCCUCGCCCAGCUCAAGCUCGACCUUCCAUUUGCAGCACCCAUCCGCAAAGGCACCGCCGCGCCGCAACGGCGGGCAUCGCAGCAGCAAGGGAAAGGCUGCCGCCUGGCUCUCCGCGGGAUGUUUCUGCCUGGCGGCGCUCGUGUGCUGCGCCGCCGUGCCCGGCGCGCUGGCGUCCGAGGGGGACCGCUCCCUCGAGUACAUCUCGUGCGUCAAGUCACGCUUCAACGACGUCUGUGGCCCGGACGGCGUCGACGACGGCUUCACCGGCCGCCCCGAGCCUGAGAUACACCCGGACUCGACAUGGCUGCCAUGGAUCCUGCGCGUUACGCGCUGGGACUGUCUCGACGACACCAAGUACCACUGCACGCACAAGGUCACCAACGACGCCGCGCGCCACGUCCAGCUGCUCCGCCAGCAGGUCCACGAUAGCGUUCGCCUCGCCUCGGGCGCCCAGACUGUUCCGUCAGCCGUGCUGCGAAAGCGUGAAAAGGAACUCUUCGAUGCCGAGCUGGCGAAGCUGCCGCCCGUACAGAAGCAGAUGGUCCAAUUCUACGGCAAGUGGGUCUUUGUCCGCCUCUGUGGUGCCCAGGAGCCGCUCUCCGCCCUGGCCAGUCUGCUCAACCUUUGGGUACACGCCGCGGCACUCCUCAAGAUCCGUCGCCAGAUCCCUGAUGUCUUUCCGCUCAAGCUCGUCUACAUCUCUCACGCGCUCAUCAGCAUUAAUGCAUGGACCUGGAGCGCUGUUUUCCACACGCGCGACAAGCCCUUGACCGAGAAGAUGGACUACUUUUCCGCCGCCAGCGUCCUCCUCUCCGCCCUUUUCUUCACCGCCUGCCGCCUCUUCCGCCUCGCGCCGUGCACCCGUCCGUUUGUCACACUGCUCCGCGCUAUGGCUGCCGCGUUCACACUUCACGUGCUCUACCUCUCCUUUGCCCACUUCGACUACGGCUACAACAUGACCGCCAAUGUGCUCGUCGGCCUCGCCCACGUCACCCUCUGGGCCGUCUUCAGCGUCCGCCCCGCCGUCUUUAGUGGCAUCGACCCGCGCGGCGACCGCUUCAGCUCGGCGCGUUCCGCCAUGCGCGCCAGCAAGCCGCGCAGCGCUAUCGUCUCCACCGCCGCUGCCAACGCGUCCAGCAGUGCCAUGUCAAUGCACCACCACCACGUUACUGCUACCACCACCUCCAGCAGCAGCUCGCAUCCGGGCUCGGAUGCGCACUCGCACUCGCAUUCACCGCCCGCGCCUGUGUCCUCCUCUCUGGCGGCGCACCGCCUCGCGACGCCCGAGUCGCGGCGCAUGCUGCAGAUGCUUCUGCUCGGCACGGUCGCUGCGACGCUGCUUGAGCUGCUUGACUUUCCGCCGCUGUGGCGCUUUGUCGACGCGCACGCUCUCUGGCACCUUGCCACCGUGCCCCUGACGUACGCCUGGUACGACUGGCUCAUCAACGAUGCGCGCGCGUGUGUCGGCAGCGGCUGGUGGAUCGGCGACGGCGUCGAGAAAGUUGUCACGCGCGUCGAGCCGCUGCUGGACAAGCUGCGCGUGCUCCUUGCCACGAUCCUCCGCGGCCGUGCCGACGCGCAGUACUUUGAGCGCAUCGACAUUGGCGUGGUGUCCAGUAAGUUCAGCGAACUCGCCGAGCGCGCCGGUUUCGCCAGCGCGAGUCGCGCCGGCAUAAGAGGGGAGGCAGAUGCAUCAGCGGAAGGAGGCGCUUGCGCCGGUGCCGGCGCAGCGGGGGUCGCUGCACGGCUUGGGCUCGGAGAAGGGGGUUAG